This is a messenger RNA of Sporothrix brasiliensis 5110, 714 nucleotides long. Its product is annotated as mitotic spindle assembly checkpoint protein MAD2. Gene Ontology annotation, cellular component: kinetochore; cytoplasm; nucleoplasm. Lineage: Eukaryota; Fungi; Ascomycota; Sordariomycetes; Ophiostomatales; Ophiostomataceae. The transcript has 4 exons. Bases 1 to 714 code for a protein of 237 amino acids. The record is from RefSeq and is a predicted model, not a curated record. Gene Ontology annotation, biological process: mitotic spindle assembly checkpoint signaling.
AUGGCGCCCAGUGCAGAAAAGGAAAAGGACAAGUCCAAGGUCCACAAGCUGUCCCUGAAAGGCAGUGCGAAGCUGGUGUCUGAGUUUUUCCAAUACUCGAUCCAUUCCAUCCUGUUCCAGCGCGGCGUCUACCCGGCCGAAGACUUUACCGCCGUCAAGAAAUAUGGACUGAACAUGCUGGUCUCGUCCGACGACCAGGUCCGCGCAUACAUUAAAAAGAUCAUGGGCCAGCUCGACCGCUGGAUGGUCGGCGGCCAGAUCAGCAAGCUGGUGCUUGUCAUUACCGACAAGGACACGGGCGAGCAUGUCGAGCGAUGGCAGUUUGACGUCCAGAUUUUCGGCGGCAAAAAGAAGAAGUCCAAGGCGGACAAGGCCGAGAAGGCCGACGGGACCGCACCGGUGGUGCCGUCCGCGAACAAGGAGAACGCCGGCACAGCGCAGGACAGCGCACCGGAAAAGACCGAGGCCGAGAUCCAGGCCGAGAUUGCGGCCAUCUUCCGCCAGAUCACGGCGUCCGUGACGUUCUUGCCGCAGCUGGCCGGCGACUGCACGUUCAACGUGCUCGUCUACGCCGACGCCGACAGCGAGGUGCCCGUGGAGUGGGGCGACAGCGACGCCAAGGAGAUUGUCAAUGGCGAGCGUGUGCAGCUGCGCGGUUUCAGCACAUCCAGCCACCGCGUCGACACCCUCGUGAGCUACCGGUUGGCGGAUUAG